This is a messenger RNA of Fundulus heteroclitus (mummichog), 3654 nucleotides long. It is a transcript of the gene nol8, whose product is annotated as nucleolar protein 8. Gene Ontology annotation, molecular function: RNA binding. Lineage: Eukaryota; Metazoa; Chordata; Actinopteri; Cyprinodontiformes; Fundulidae. The transcript is spliced from 18 exons. The coding region runs from base 86 to 3343 and encodes 1085 amino acids. The record is from RefSeq and is a predicted model, not a curated record.
CUCGGAAGAGAGAGGCACCGACUGGAUACAUGUGAGGCUGCUGGUGUUUGAAGCUCUUGCUGUGACGUUUUGUGGAUUUGGAGCAAUGCGGCGGCUUUAUGUCGGCGGGCUGAACCACACGGUCACCCAGAAGGACCUGAAGGAUCGGUUUGGAAAGUUUGGAGAGGUGCUGGAUGUAGAACUGCGGACCAGGAGGGACGAGGAGGGUGUUCCUUACAAAACCUUCGCCUACAUCAACAUCAACGUUUCUGACGCAGACCUGAAAAAAUGUUUGACGGUUCUUAACAAAUCCAAAUGGAAAGGAGGAACUCUGCAGAUUGAAACAGCCAAGGAGAGUUUCCUCCACAGGUUGGCUCAGGAGCGUCAGGAGGCAGCAGAGCGUCUUCUUCAUAAAUCUUCAGUUGAAGGAGAGAAACAGAACCUUCUGGACUCAUUGAGCAAAGCAGGAGUGGAAAACUUCACCAUGAAGGCUGCGGUGCCAGGAUCAGAAGUACCAGGAAAGAAGGACUGGGUGGUCAGUAAAUUUGGUCGAGUCCUUCCUAUGCUGCAGCUCAGGUGUCAGAAAGGCAUCAAAACUCGAACAGUGAAGUACGACCCGUCAAAAUAUAGCCACAACAUCCGCAAGCUGGACCUAACAAGUCCAGAUGAGACCAAGUCAGUGACCCAGCUCACCUGGGAGGUCGAGGGAGGGGACAAUGACAUCAGUAAGAAAAGGAGGGGUGAGUUCCCCCCAUAUGAGCCGAUCAAAGCCAAGAAGAGGCGGACAGAUGCAGUCGACUCCCUUAAUGCUUUCAGCAGAAGCAGAUCGAAGCAGAACUCUGACAGAAACACUGACGUCAAUCCGCUCACCAACGGUUUUGACCUGCUAACCAAUCACAGAGCAGCUCCAAGGAAGGGGAGGUGGUUUUCUGACAGCGACAUCGACUCAGACGAGGAAAUCCACAGGCUGGUGGCCGCCCAGCAGAGCUCCCAUGAUGCACAGCAGCAGGAGGUAGAGGACGAUAACCUGGAGGUGGUGGGACUCGACUACUUGGUGAAAUCAGGACCCAAAGGAGAUGAGGAAGACUAUGACUCUGCUGGAACAGAUGAACUGUUUGAAUCCAGGAGAAAUCCACCUGCCCCCCCACAGGAGAAACCUUCAUCAGCAACAACCAAUCAGUGUUCAGCUGAAAGCAGAGACAAGAAGAGACAAAGGAAGAGAAAAGAUCCAUCUGGAGAAGUUUCCUCCAGUCGACCUUCAUCCUCCAUGCAGAAAGAGAAGCCAGCUGCAGUCCAGCCAGAUUCACACAGAGAUGACCAUGAAGAGGAGGGAAACUCAUCUGACUCGUCCUCAGAUUUUGAUUUCCCCGCCCUGUUUUCUCCUAACGCCAGCCAUCUGAGGAUCUCCUUGGCUGAUUUACAGAAGCUGGCCGAGUCCAGAGUUCCCAGCAUCUUCAGAACCGGACCGAAGCUGGAGUCCAGGCCCCCGGAAAGACCUAAAUCCAAGGAGCCCAUCACGCCCGAUGAGAUCCUCGCCUCCAUCCUGGGAGAGGACAGCAGCAGCGAGGACGAAGAGCAGCAGAAGAGGAGCAAAACAGAAGAAGUACCGUCAACGUCGCUGCAGGUCUCAGAAGGAACCAAACCUCAGAUGGAAGCUUCACUGACAGACAGGAGUCAGAGGAGGAGGAGGGAGAAUGAGCAGAAGCUGAUUUCUGAAUCUCUACAUGAGGCUACAGACAGUCAGAGACAGAAACCUGGAGGAACACAAACAUCAGACUCUUCCUCUGGGAGUGAAGAAGAGGAGGAGGAAGAGGAGGGGGAACUAUCUGCAGCUGAGGAUCAGCCUUCAUCCAGCAGCAGCUCAGAGGAAGAAGAGCAGGAGCCUGGAGCGGCUGCUCGUCCAGCUCCUGCUCCAUGCAGCGAGUCCUCCUCCAGCCAGGAGGAGGAGGAAGAGGAGGCUCCUCCCCGGGUGGUGUUAGCAGCUGAGGAGGAAGAGGAGCUGCAGAGGAAGGCCAACAUGAGGAGGCUGGCUGCUCUCCAACAGAGACAGAAGGAGGCUGAGGAGCAUCAGAGGCUCAUCCAGGGAGCUCUGGCCAACCUGGACGCUCCGCCUUCAGCCUCAGGGAAACACAUCGUCUUCGGUUCGGAUGAUGAGGAAGAAAAGCCGGAGCUGGUUUCAGAGGUCAAAAAGUCAGCGACGCCUCUCUUCCAGGACAGCCAAUCAGAGGAUGAAGCCACAGCUGAUGGAGCAGCAGCAGCCAAUCAGAGAGUGGAGCGUCUGAAGCCGUCGGGUCCGCAGCUGUUUGCUGACAGCGAAGAUGAUGAGGAAGGUGAUGAAGAGGAGGAUGGCGGCAGAUUUGACAUCAGGCCGGAGUUUGAAGGUCGAGCUGGACAGAAGCUGAUGGCGCUACAGUCUCGCUUUGGGACGGAUGAGCGGUUCCGGAUGGACUCCCGGUUCCUGGGGGAGGAGGAGGAGGAUGAAGAGGAGCAGACAGAAGCCCAGGAGAGUCUGAUGGAGGACGAUGAGGCUCUGGAGGAGGAGAAGAAGAAGAAUAUGUCCAUCCUGCAGAGCGUCCUCGGAAGCAGCCAGCAGACCAGCAGCAAGACAGCCGGCAAAGCCAAGAAGUUCAGAGACGUUUCUGCGUUGCAUUACGACCCGAGCAAAGAGGAACACGCUGCAUUUGAGACCAAAACUGAAACCACGAAGGAGAGUAAGGCGGCCCGCAGGAAGAAGAGGGAAGAGGCUCAGAAGCUUCCUGAAGUCUCCAAAGAGAUUUAUUUCGAGGUGUCCGGAGACCUGAAGGCCGUAUUCGGACAGACAAACGACGGCUCUGCUGAGGGAGAGGAGGAGAAAAACUGGGAUCAGGUGGAGGAAGAAGAGGGAGGAGGAGAGGAAGAACAGCUGCUGUCCUCCUUCCUGUCAGCCGAUCCCAGCACCAAGUCAGAGGAUUCCACUGGAUUCACAUUUUCCUUCUUUGGAGACGAACCAGAGGCUGGAAGCGGAGAGACGACCGAGUACAAAGCUGAGAAGAUCCAGGCUCCCAAGGUCUCCUGGCACCAAGACCCACGUUUCCAUGACAGCAGCUCUGAGGAGGAGGAGGAGGAGGAGGAGGAAGAGGAGCAAAGAAGCAGCACUGAAGCUAAAAACACAGAAGAGGAGACUCCUUCAAAGCCGGAUUUCUUCUUCUUCUUCUUCUCAUCUGAUGACCACAGACUGAAAGAGGGACCCAGGUUGUUCUGUCGGACGUCCCAGCUGGAGGAUCAGAGGGGGCAGUGGGAGGAGAGGAGGAACACGCUCAGACAGGAGUACCGCAAGAAGCAUAAAGAUGCCAGGAGGAAGCUGAAGACCUCCCAGAAGAGCUGAGGAUUAUGGGAAGUGAAGUCUGUAUGUUCCAGUGGACUCUCAACACGGAGAUGAUUUCUUCUCCUGUGAUGUUCUGCUCCAGCAGGAGUGAAUUUAGCUCUGAAGAGUUGGGAUUUUCUUAGUAGCUGCUGAGCUCUGGGCUGCAGCCAAUCAGCUACAGAUGAAUUAAACUAGAAUAAAACACAACUAAAGUAAUAAAGUGUUUCAGAAUAAAACACAGAAAUAAUAAAACAUGAUGUCCUUAUACUUUUUUUACAAUGUCCAUCCUUUAAGAAAGUAAUAAACUUCAAAGUUUUGACUUGUUUACUCCU